Molecule: messenger RNA, 1110 nt
Organism: Epithele typhae
Lineage: Eukaryota; Fungi; Basidiomycota; Agaricomycetes; Polyporales; Epitheliaceae
Exons: 6
Coding region: 1-1110 (369 amino acids)
Cellular component (GO): cytoplasm; eukaryotic translation initiation factor 3 complex; eukaryotic 43S preinitiation complex
Molecular function (GO): protein binding; translation initiation factor activity; metallopeptidase activity
Source: RefSeq, a predicted model, not a curated record
AUGGCCGCAACAUCCAUGGCCGCGGCCCUCGCCGCCUCCCUACCCGCACCUCAGUCUGCCCCCACACCCAGUGCACCCUCUUAUGAAGCCAUCCCUGCGUCGAUGGCGAAGGUGGUCGACAUCGAGGGGGAAAUCCCAGUCACGAGUGUGCAGCUCGACGCUAUGGUGGUGUCGAAGAUCGUGAAGCACGCACGAGAGGCACCAGGAUCUUCAGCGCAUGGGCUGGUGCUCGGUCUGGACCUCGACGGCACCAUUGAGAUUUCCAACUCAUUUGCGCUCCCUCACUACACCAACGAUGAAGACGACAAGUCCUCCAAGGGCGUUGCACGGUAUCAGGCGUCGAUGCUGCGCUCGCUGAAAGAGGUCCAGGCGGACGACAGCGUGAUCGGGUUUUACCAGGGCAUGACCCUCGGAUCGUUUUUCAACCAGACGUUGGUUGACACCCAAGCCAUACACCAAGACAAGCUUCGGCAUGGUGGCGUCGUAAUUGUGCACGACAUCUCGCAAACCGCACGCGGAAAUGCUGCGUUCAGGGCGUUCCGCCUCACAAAGGCCUUCCUCAGCGCCUACAAAAAGAGCAACUUUAGCAGCACGAGCCUCAUCGACCACCGACUCACGUUCUCGAAGAUCCUCGAGGAGAUCCCACUCAAGAUUCGGUCGAAUGCGCUUGUGAGCGCGUUCCUGGGCGAACUCGGUGACGAACCCGGCGCUGGCCGCAGUUCGGCAGCGAUCCCGCCGUCGUACUCGAGACUGGACCUCGGGACAGCGAACAUGCCGCGGAACCUGGAGCUGAUCGUGGAGGCGCUGGACCACUACAAGACGGAGGAGGGGAACCUGGCGUACCUGCAGCGGCAAAUUGCGCGCGAGAAGUCGAAGGCAGACGCGUAUGUGGCGAAGCGCAAGGAGGAGAACGCGUCGCGGGUGGCCGCGGGCCUGGCGCCGCUGCCUGAGGAGGACGUGAGCAGGCUGUUCAAGAUCCCGCCGGAGCCAAGCCGGCUGGAAAGUCUUAUGCUGCUCGGGCGGAUCGACGCGUACGGCCGGAGUCUGGAGGAGACGGCGAGCACGGGUGUGGUGAAGAUGUACGCGGCGAAGGGCAGCGCUGGGAACUGA